Messenger RNA from Diversispora eburnea, 1008 nucleotides. Lineage: Eukaryota; Fungi; Glomeromycota; Glomeromycetes; Diversisporales; Diversisporaceae. The record is from the annotation of a GenBank genome assembly.
AUGGUUGGUUUACGUACUAUCUCUCAAUCAGUUUCUCGGACACUUAAAUCAGUAACCAAUGUUCGUUAUGCAUCAAUGCGUAGCCAGAAUUGGGGACCUCAUACUGGAUCUAAAAAAGUCAAGAUCGUAGAAGUUGGUCCUCGAGAUGGACUGCAGAACGAAAAAAAGUUCAUACCUACAGAUAUAAAAAUUAAUUUCAUUAAUAAAUUAUCAAAGACAGGUCUAAAGGUGAUUGAAACAACAUCGAUUGUGAACACUAAACUUGUACCACAGAUGGCAGAUGGAAUUGAAGUGAUGACAAAAAUCAAUCGUGAGCCAGGUGUUGAAUAUCCAGUUUUGGUACCCAAUCUGAAAAAUUUAGAACGUGCAAUAAAGGCAGAUGUUAAAGAUAUAGCAAUAUUUGCUUCAGCAUCCGAAGAAUUUAGUAAAAAGAAUAUUAAUUGUUCAAUACCCGAAAGUUUACAUCGAUUUCAGGAUGUUGCAGAUAUAGCCAAUUCACAUGGAAUUGCGGUUAGAGGAUACAUAUCUUGUGUUGUUGGAUGUCCUUAUGAAGGAACAAUUUCAUCAGCCAAAGUUGCUACAAUUGCGGAAAAAUUAUAUAAGAUGGGAUGUUAUGAGAUAUCAUUAGCCGAUACAAUUGGUGUUGGUACUCCUGGCUCUAUUUCUAAAAUGAUUGAAGAUGUUAAGGAAGUUGUACCAGUUGAACGAAUAGCUUUGCAUUGUCAUGAUACAUACGGUCAAGCUCUCGCCAAUAUAUAUUGUUCUUUAGAGUAUGGAGUAAGAGUUUUUGAUGGUUCCAUUGCCGGAUUAGGUGGUUGUCCAUUCGCCAAAGGUGCAACAGGGAAUGUAGCGACAGAAGAUAUAGUAUAUAUGCUUCAUGGAAUGGGAUACGAAACAGGCAUUCAACUCUCGGAAUUAAUUAAAAUUGGGAAUUACAUUUCUCAACAACUAAAUCGUUCAAACGGAUCUAAAGCAGCUUUAGCUAUUAGCUUAAAAAAUUCAACAUAA